Messenger RNA from Mustela lutreola (European mink), 1856 nucleotides. Its product is annotated as melanoma-associated antigen B17-like. Gene Ontology annotation, biological process: negative regulation of transcription by RNA polymerase II. Gene Ontology annotation, cellular component: nucleus. The transcript is spliced from 2 exons. The record is from RefSeq and is a predicted model, not a curated record. The coding region runs from base 117 to 1112 and encodes 331 amino acids. Lineage: Eukaryota; Metazoa; Chordata; Mammalia; Carnivora; Mustelidae.
GUGGACCUCCUGGCCCUCGAGAACUUCCUCCGGACCACGCCGUGGGUAGUGAGGCCUUGCCGGAAAGCUCCUGCCUAGGGUGCCCUCGCUGCCUGCCAACCCUGACCAGUGUCGCCAUGCCUCGGCGCCAGAAAAACAAGGCCCGUGUCCGGGAGAAACGCCACCAGGGCCGCGGUGAGGCUCAGGGUGUCGGGGGUGCUCCUGCUGCUGUAGUGGCAGCAGCAGAGGAGGAGCCCCCCCGCGCUCCCCCGGGCUCCCCAGAGGAGGCGGGUCCAUCUUCACCAUCCGAAGGUGGACCCGCCCCUGGGUCUCCUGGCGCAGGGUCCCCAGGCCUGCCAGGCAGCCAGGGCGCCGAGAACCCGGCCGCGGCCGCGGCCGCGGCUGCGGUCCCGGCCGCCCCUCUGGCCAUUCGCAAAACACCCCUGAUCCGCAAGGCUAGCAUGCUGGUGCAGUUCCUGCUGGAGAAGCACAGCUCCGGGGAGCCCCUGAUGCGCGCGGCGCUGCUGAAGAUCAUCGGCAGGAAAUACCGCGAGCACUUCCCCGAGAUCUUCAGGCUCACCUCCCAGCGCAUGGAGCUGGUCUUCGGCCUGGAGGUCCGGGAGGCCGACGACCGCGGCCAGUCCUACACGCUGGUCAGCAAGCUGGCCCAACCGGGCGAGGGCACCCUGGGCGGCGGCAGCAAGGGGCUGCCCAAGUCCGGCCUCCUGAUGGCGCUCCUGGGCGUGAUCUUCAUGAAGGGCAACCGCGCCAGCGAGGAGGAGGUCUGGGAGUUCCUCAACGUGCUGGGCGUGCAGGAGGGCAAGAGGCACCUGGUCUUCGGUGAGCCGCGCAAGCUCAUCACCCGAGACCUGGUGCGCCAGGGCUACCUGGAGUACCGCCCCGUGCCCUCCAGCGACCCUCUGCGCCACGAGUUCCUGUGGGGCCCGAAGGCCCGCGCGGAGACCAGCAAGAUGCAGGUGCUGCAGGUCCUGGCCAAGAUCAACGACACGGUGCCCAGCUCUUACCCCCAGCUGUACGAGGAGGCUCUGCUAGACGAGGAGGAGCGCGUGGGGGCCAGACCCCAGGCCAGGGGGGCUGCCACGAAGGGGGCCCGUAGCAGGCGCCGCGUCUAGUCAGGCAGUCGGGGCGGCUGCUUUUCCCUGGGGUGGAAGAGGGCACCUUUCCAGUAGUGCAGAGCCCUAGGGAUCGGAGGGAAAAAAAGCAUAGAUGUUCCUCCUGUUUGUUCUAAACUGUUAGCUUCUAUAAGCAUAUAUAGUUAUACUUAUUUAGGUGUUCUCAAUUUUUUUUUCUUAUAAUAGUUCAUUUAGCUCUAGAAUAUAAACUUAAGAAUGGCAUGGAUCUCAUUUAUUGCUGUCUCACAAGGGAGAGUUAUAGGUUUGGUAUAUGAAAAAGAAAGUCACAAACCAUCUAUACUAUAUGUAUGAUCCAAAAGCAGAUAACAAGGGCAUUGCUUUUUUUUUUUUUUCCUGUUGCACAUAAGUAAUCUGUAGGUCUAUUUUUUCUUUAAGUGUUCAAAUGUUCAUUUUAAUUGAAUAUUUUGCAUCUGAAUCUAAGUUUAUUAAUGCCAUGGAUAACACAUGUAUUACUAUUCAGGUUUAAAAGUAAGAUUUUUGUUUUUGUAAACAAGCUGAAAAACCUAUAGUAUUUUCUUUCUGCUACAGAGCAAGGUAACAUGUUACUGGAAUUGGGUUUUUCAUGGGAAUGUGAAAGAACAUCAUAAGAAAAUACUUGGGAUCAAAAAUUGGUGACACAUAAGUAACCAUUCUCUUUGUCUUUACUUUUAAAGUUAAAUAAUAUAUACCUGGAUAUGCAUAGCUAAUUCAAAAAGUGUGAGAAAUUAAAUCAAAUAAAUUAAA